AUGGCACCAAUCACGCGGAAUACUUCACUUAAGGCGCUUCAAACGAGGUUGAAGGCUCUCCUGGGAAUGUUCGACGAUAUUUACCGUUUUGUCGACUCGAUGGGUGAAGACACUCCAGCGACUGCAGCUACAGUUCGUCUAGAGAAAAUGGACGAAUUAUGGGAUCAGAUCAACGACGCAACCAUGGAGAUCGAGAUGCAAGACGAUUUCGAUGACGAUAACGAAAUCUACUCCAGGAAACGAUCGGAAUUUGGCGAUCGUUAUUACAGGGCGAAAUCUUUGCUUCUUGAGAAGGUCAAGGAGCCGGAGGAGAAGUUGAACCUUUCAAAUACCAACCAACAACCAACUCAUGAGGACGUUAGACUCCCACAAAUCAAGUUGCAGGCCUUUGAUGGCAACAUUGAUGAGUGGUUGAGCUUUAGGGAUCUGUAUUUGUCAUUGAUUCAUUGCAAAACAGACUUACCAGAGGUAGAAAAAUUCCACUAUUUAAAGGGGUGUUUAAUAGGUGAACCUAGGUCGUUGAUAGAUUCACUUGCUAUCACCAAGGCGAACUAUCAGAUAGCGUGGGAUGCGGUGAUGAAGCGGUUUAAUGAUAGCAAGAUGUUCAAGCGUAGACAGGUGCAGGCCCUUUUCGAUUUGCCUAACGUUGCAAGGGAAUCGGUAGUAAAGGUUGUUGACAACGGUACCGUCGAGCUGGCCACCCUGUCUCUACCGGUUCCACCGCUUGAACGAUAA
Messenger RNA from Toxorhynchites rutilus septentrionalis, 735 nucleotides. RefSeq lists its product as uncharacterized. The record is from RefSeq and is a predicted model, not a curated record. Bases 1 to 735 code for a protein of 244 amino acids. The transcript is spliced from 2 exons. NCBI's taxonomy places the organism in Eukaryota, Metazoa, Arthropoda, Insecta, Diptera, Culicidae.